Molecule: messenger RNA, 375 nt
Organism: Trypanosoma grayi
Lineage: Eukaryota; Euglenozoa; Kinetoplastea; Trypanosomatida; Trypanosomatidae
Exons: 1
Coding region: 1-375 (124 amino acids)
Source: RefSeq, a predicted model, not a curated record
AUGGCAGGCCCCAUGGGUAACGUAAUAUCGGGCCUGUUAGAGUUAAGGGGCGCCCUUGGAGUGCCAUGGGAAGUGGUCGGGAAACUUGAAGACAGAGACCCCGGACGAUUGAGCGUUGCGGCGGCGAAAGGUGUCCAGCAAUUUCUGCAGGCCCCCUUAAAACACGAUAGAUGCGGCCCGGCAGCAAGACGCCAUUGGGCCCGUGCCCGCCUCCAAUUGAGAAAUGGCUCCCCCGUCUGGAUAAAUCCCGGCUGCUGCGACAGGUUUCACCCCCCACCCGGCAGAACCGCCCGUCUUCCGCUCAUUGUGCGGACGCCCGGGCGGUGUAGAACUUUUCCGGCCGAGGUACCGGCCAACUUGCCUGGUGUAUGUUAG